GGCCCUGCCGUGCCGGAUGUGCCCUGGCCGGGCCCCGGAAGCGCUCGGGCCGCUGGUGACACGUCGCAGGGGCCGCGGCGGCGGGUGCGGGGCCGCGCCCGGGCGGUGAAGAUAACUGGCGAUGUCUGGGUUUGAGAGCUUCAACACAGAGUUCUUCCAGACCAGUUACAGCAUUGAUGACCAGAACCAGUCCUAUGAUUACAGCGGAAGGCCCUACAACAAGCACUAUGGAGGCUACGAGUACUCGCAGCAGAGCGGAUUUGUCCCUCCGGAGAUGGUGCCGCAGCAGCAGCCUUACACUGGCCACAUCUUCCAGCCAGCACAGUCCUAUGCUCCCACCUCAGCACAGGCUUUCUAUGGAACCAACUUUGAGGAUGAGCCUCCUCUACUAGAAGAAUUGGGCAUCAACUUCGACCACAUCUGGCAGAAGACACUAACAGUGCUGCACCCAUUAAAAGUAGCAGAUGGCAGCAUCAUGAAUGAGACUGACUUGGCUGGACCAAUGGUUUUCUGCCUGGCUUUUGGAGCCACGUUAUUGCUGGCUGGCAAAAUCCAGUUUGGUUAUGUGUAUGGAAUAAGUGCAAUCGGCUGCUUGGGGAUGUUUUGUCUUCUGAACUUAAUGAGCAUGACAGGAGUCUCCUUUGGCUGUGUGGCCAGUGUGCUGGGAUACUGCCUGCUUCCCAUGAUCCUGCUCUCCACUUUUGCUAUUGUGUUUUCCUUGCAGGGGAUGGUGGGGAUCAUUCUGACAGCUGGAAUCAUCAGCUGGUGCAGCUUCUCUGCUUCCAAAAUCUUCAUCUCGGCCUUGGCGAUGGAGGGGCAGCAGCUGCUGGUGGCGUACCCCUGCGCUCUGCUCUACGGGGUCUUCGCCCUCAUCUCCAUCUUUUGAACGGACUCUCCGCACUGCUGGACUCCAGUGGGCCAACAGCAAAACCCAUCCCCUUGGAACCUCGAGCUGGACCAGAAGCAGCUGUGAACAACUGUGUGGUGUUGCCGUCUCCAACCUCAGACCUGUUCAGAAUCGGCUGGAACGAGGGAAACAAAACGUCUGCCGUUCACUUUUCUAGGACUUUGAAUACUCUUUCCAAUGACCUGGGCUGUCAGCUUUAAUAAGUGUCCAUGCUCACCAACUUCAUGUCAUUCCUUGCCCAUUCUUCUAUCUCUAGAAGACUUUUGGUUCUUUGAGGGUUGUGGGGG
Dryobates pubescens (Downy woodpecker) is the source of this 1194-nucleotide messenger RNA. RefSeq names its product Yip1 domain family member 5 (gene YIPF5). Gene Ontology annotation, biological process: vesicle fusion with Golgi apparatus; regulation of ER to Golgi vesicle-mediated transport; endoplasmic reticulum to Golgi vesicle-mediated transport. The record is from RefSeq and is a predicted model, not a curated record. Gene Ontology annotation, cellular component: trans-Golgi network; membrane. The coding region runs from base 122 to 886 and encodes 254 amino acids. NCBI's taxonomy places the organism in Eukaryota, Metazoa, Chordata, Aves, Piciformes, Picidae. The transcript is spliced from 6 exons.